GCUUGGUAGCAUGGAUACGUGAGAAACGCGUUUUGAUGUUUGUACCGACGUUAAAAUAAUUAGGUGGUUUGUUUUUCUUUGGUGAAACUGUUACUGUCUAUAUUAAAAUUAGGAUCAUAUAAACGUUAUUAGUGAAUAAUCUGAGGGAAACAUCGUAUCCGAAGUAUCAAAGAAAGAAAAGAAAUCUAGGAAGGCCUACACUACACUACAACUUACAUUACAAUACAAGUUACAACUACAUCUACAUUUGAAUACCGAUGACCAAUUCAGAACAAGAAGAUUGAUGAACAGCGUGAAUACAAAAGGGCUAUAGUAUAGUCUGCUACUGCACCGGUAGUCUUGCUUUAUAUAAUAUAAAUUUGCGCAUAUUUUUAGUUUGAAAACAGUGUAUACUGCCACAGCACUGGUGAAGUACGUGCAGUUUAGAAAUUUGUGAGCAUCUUAUUUAGUUACGAUAUUCGACUGAUACCGUAAUUAGCAUGAAUCAUAUUACUAUAAAUGUAGAACAUUUACCAGAGAUUGUUCUUGAAUAUAUACUUUGUCAGGUUUCUCUAUACAGUGAUUUGAAACAUUGUAUGUUGGUCAACAGACGAUGGUACAACUUAUCCAAAGCUGCUGUCAGAAAAGUUCAGCGAGAUUUGCAACAUGCCUUAAUAAACAGACAAAUCCAGUGGCGCCACAUGCUUCCAGAACCAGGACCUAAAAUAUCUGAACGGUAUGCUCAUAGCUGCUGUGUAAAUGGUGAUUCUAUGUAUGUUUUUGGUGGAUGCACCACUGCUAAUACAACAUUCAAUGACUUGUGGAGGCUGGACUUAGCAACUCGAAGAUGGAUUCGUCCUUUAGCUACAGGUACUUAUCCAUCUCCAAAAGCUUGUGCCACAUUGGUAUCUCACAAAGAUAAUCUGGUUCUCUUUGGAGGGUGGACACAUACAUCCCCAUAUUCACCAUAUCAGAAUCGGAAAAUUUUCGGACACCUGCAUGUUUACAGCAUAGCAACUAAUCGUUGGACACAGAUAGUGACAACUUGCACUUCACCAUCUCUUGGAGGUCACACUGCUACACUACAGAAUGAUGAAAUGGUUGUUUUUGGUGGCUUGGAGUGUCCAAAUGGAGCAGGAAUAUUUUCUAGCACCAAUGAUGUUUGGGUGUUGAAUUUGAAGGAGUGGACAUGGAGAAAGCAAGCUACUACAAGUCCCCAACCUCAUCCUCGAUAUGGUCACUCACAGGUGUCAAUUGAUAACAAGAACAUUUUAAUUCUUGGUGGCUGUGGAGGACCAAAUAUGCUUUUCAAUGAUGUGUGGCUAUUAAGAAAGUCUGUUGAAGUAGAGGAACCAUGGGAGUGGAUUGAACUUACUGUUUUAAAGAAAGAAAAUGGAACUCCUCAUUUGGCUUUUCAUCCUGUUUGUAAGGUUGGAAACCAUGUAGUGAUACUGAGUCGUGGACAACAAUAUCGUUCCUCUCCUUCUUGUUUACCUCAAGUUUUGAGAGUUCCAUCCAGGAUAUGGGUUCCUCCACAAGCAGAUAGCAGGCCUCAUUCAAGAAGCAGUCAUCAACAGGAAGUAUGUUUGAAUGGGAAGAAAGGUGUACUAAAACGUCAGAAAGUAGAUAGUCAGUUUCCAGUCUCGAGCAGUGAUGAGGAUGAAAAGUCCCAGUCAAAAGAGCAAGCAAAAAAAUUAGUUUCAACAAACAGGAGUCAGACACAAGCUACAUGUGAUACUUCCCCUAGCAAACCUGGCCCUUCUCAUGUGAUUAGAACAUCAGAGACAUUUGGAACUUCCACUAGUCAUAAACAGGAAAUUAGUCCUAGGCCAAUUCUAUCCAUAAGGCCAAAUGCUCAGUGUAACAGACAACGGCAGUUGGAAAGUCUUGAAAGGAUGGAACAACGAAUCAGACGUCUCAGAGCAGGAUCUAAACCAUGCUACCCAAGUGGAAGAAGACAGCAGAGGAUAUCAAGCCCUUCAAGGAAUGCUAUGUGUAUAUAUGUACUGGAUAUAGGUGAUGCAACUGAGAAAAAAUCUGUAUCGUGGAUCCCCUUCCCAACAGAAAGCACUAUGUCAUUUGGUCCUGAAGAGAUGAUCCUGUUUUCAUUAGUACUGGGACGUGGUGAACUUAUUAUGUUUGGUGGGAUACAGAAGGAUUUAGUUUCCAAACGACAGGAAGGAGAAGCAGUUCCAGAUGUUGUCUCUAACUCUCUACACUUCAUUUGUCCAGAGCAGUUCAGUCUCUGAUAAUCAGAAGAUGGCUUAGAGCUAAUGGUUCUUCUGCUCAUCCAAAGAAAAAAAGAUUUUCCGAAGAACUUUUCUAGUUAAUCCAAUGGAUAUGUCACUCCAUUAUCCAAGUACUUUCUUUUUUUUUAAAUUACAUCAGAAAAUUUUCCAACUAAUUUCACUGUUGAUGAGAUUAAAGAAAUCUUAUUGUAGUGUAUAUGUACAUGUACCAGGUAUAAAAUAUAGUAUAGAAACUUAUCACUCUGUCCUCUAAAACUUUAGAUUCAAAAUUGUGUAGGAAGACAAUUACUACUACCAGAGAAUUCUGGAAAUUAUUUAAAAACAAUAUAGAACAAAUGUUUUAAAAAUCUUGUAGCUAAGGGUAUUUUUAGCCAAAUAUAUGUGCCUGUUAAAGGGUCAAGCAACUAAUGAUAAUAAUAUUUAAAAAAAAAACAAAUCAGUGGUGAUUUCAAAGAAGUUUGUUAAUUUUCUUUAGAUACAUCUUAAUAAUGCUUUUGUGUAAUAGUUCCAUUAAUUCAAAAGAAUAUUGUAUAAAUUAUCUCAUUUAGGUGUUUAAAUUUUAUGGACUAUGGUAAGUAGCCAAAGAUGAAUGUGAAGCUACUCUACAAAUGCAUAAAAUAUUAGGGUACCUAAAAAAAUUAGUUGAGGCCUUUCAAAAAAAAUGGUGCAAGAAAAUAUAUUAUUUUAAUCACUUUAACAGUUCACUCAUUAAAAAGUUGUUUGGCUUAUGAUUAGUAUAUUUUGUUAAAUAGAUGGAAUAAAUAAUUUUCAGGUGUAAUAAAUAAUAAAAACCUUCUUGUAUAAAAGUGAAGCAAAGUUCAUCUGAAAUGCAAAAAAAAAACAAAAUAAUUUGUUUCCAAUAUAAAAAAACACGAUGUUCCAAAAUCAUAUUCACUACAAAGUACUGUAUAAGUAAGAGUUCUUUUUUUUUAAAAAAAAGAAUUAAAUUGCAGUUGGUGUUUUCUUUUUGGAUGAAUAAACUCCUCUAAGAACUUGGG
This is a messenger RNA of Limulus polyphemus (Atlantic horseshoe crab), 3226 nucleotides long. It is a transcript of the gene Fbxo42, whose product is annotated as F-box only protein 42-like. The record is from RefSeq and is a predicted model, not a curated record. The transcript has 10 exons. NCBI's taxonomy places the organism in Eukaryota, Metazoa, Arthropoda, Merostomata, Xiphosura, Limulidae. Bases 480 to 2228 code for a protein of 582 amino acids. Gene Ontology annotation, molecular function: protein binding.